ACGUAUGCUUGCCCCGCCUGCUCUGGGUGGGCACGGCCCCGCGCUUACGUCACCGGCCCUGUUCCCCUCUCCCGGGAGCGGCAGCAGACGCGCUGCUCCCACCCCCUCCCCUUCUCACAGGCUGUCCCCUCCCUGGUGGUGACCGCUGCCCGACCCUCUGCAAGGCGAUGGCCCGGGUCCCAAGCGCGGGCUAGCGUUCCUGGGUGCUCUGCCAUGGGCUAUAUUGGCUCUCGGCGCCCAGCCGGUCAGGCAUUUCUGGGGACCACUACCCAACUGAAGCUCAGGGACAGAGCCGACUGCUCCAGUUAAAAGUGGCUUCGGACCCUGCCUGGGCUGUGGAGUGGAUCGAACUCCCUCGAGGUCUUUCUCUGUCUUCCUUGGGAUCUGCUCGGACUCUCCGAGGCUGGAGCCGGUCCCCUCGUCCUUCUUCCGUAGACAGCCAGGACUUGCCAGAGGUACGUUUAAAUACUGGGAUGACGCAGUGACCAUAACAGACUGAAUUCCUCAAAGGCCAACAAAGAAAAUCAUAUUUACACCUGGCAAGCUGGCUCCGUUAAUGGUACAUUGAUAGAAAACAAUGAUUAAUUGGAGACCACAGUUAGAGGACAGACCACCAUUUGAGUAACUACAAAGGCUUCUCUGAGGGGGUAAUGUUCCAGUCAACACUGGAAAGUUGAGAAAAACCAGCUAUGGGAACAAAAGAGAUUUUAUACGCAGACUUCUGGGCUGAAGUAGUGUGGAAGGUUAGGGAACCCCUGCUAACCUGGGAAAGGUCACCAAGGGCUUAAGAGAAGUAUCGGUAGGAACAGAAAAGACAGAAACAGGGUUGGGGAAUGAUUUGAGGUAUAAUCCAUAUGGAUUCGUUGUUGUUGGCAGUGAUAACUUUGUUUUGAGAUAGGGUCUUACGUAGCUCAGGCUAACCUCAACUUGCUAGGUAGCCAAGGAUGACCUUAACCUUCUGAUCCUUCCUCCUGCCUUCAUCUCCCAGCACCUGGAAGCGUUAUAUACCAGAUAUCAGAGGCUAGCGAUCAGACACCAUGCUUCCUGAUUGGGAGGCAAGCCCCAUACCAACUGGGUUUCAUCCUGGCCCCUCACUAGGUUUUAAGAGCAGAUGUGUGCAGGCAAAGCUUAGGAGACAAUGAUGGUAAUCCUGAGAUAGAGAUCCCAGGGAGAUGGAGAAUGUGGGGGAAGUUGGAAAGCCAAGCCUCAUGUGGGGAAGAGAAUGUUUGUUUUGGAGUUGGUUAUGCCGAAUGUUUGGUUCUGGUAGGCCACCUAGAAAGAGCUGGGACGUAGAUAUCUAACAGAGAGAGGAGCGGGAAGAACCUUAAGGAUGCCUUUGCCUUAGCAAAAGGAAGGAUGCCUUCCUUUCCUGUCUUUUUUUUUUUUUUUUUCUAGACAGGGUUUCUCUGUACCCCUGACUGUCCUGGAACUCACUCUGUAGAGCAGCCUGGCCUCGAGCUCAGAGAUCCCUCUGCCUUUGCUUCCUGAGUGCUGGGAUUAAAUGUGUGCGCCAGCAGUCUUCAGAGGCUCUACUCAUGGUUCUUCAGCUGUCUUCUUCCCUUCUGGGACCUGGGAAAGUGGAGGCUCGGCUGUAGUUCUCUUCCCUUGGCUUUGAGUUUCCACUGCUCCCUAGGAGGACAGUUGGCAGACUCCGGCUUCUUAGCCUUUUCUGCAUGCCACUAGCCACUAGGCUGGGCGUGCAAUCCUGCAUUCUUCCAGCUCCCAGCUCCUGCUGAUAUAUAGGCAGGAGCACGUUGGAAAGAAGGUCAUGUCUGUCAGAGGGGCACUGACCUUCUGAUGGUGUUACUCAAGGUGAAUGUUGGAGACACAGUCGCGAUGCUGCCCAAGUCCCGGAGAGCCCUAACCAUCCAGGAGAUAGCUGCGCUGGCCAGAUCGUCCCUGCAUGGUAUUUCCCAGGUGGUGAAGGACCACGUGACCAAGCCCACAGCCAUGGCCCAGGGCCGCGUGGCUCACCUCAUCGAAUGGAAGGGCUGGAGCAAGCCCAGUGACUCACCUGCAGCUCUGGAAUCAGCCUUUUCCUCCUAUUCAGACCUCAGCGAGGGUGAACAAGAGGCUCGCUUUGCAGCAGGAGUGGCCGAGCAGUUUGCUAUUGCAGAAGCUAAGCUCCGAGCGUGGUCUUCUGUGGAUGGCGAUGACUCCACCGAUGACUCCUACGACGAGGACUUCACUGGGGGAACUGACUCAGACAUUGCUGGGUCUCUGGGGCCCCACCUCCAGGACCUCUUCACAGGUCGUCGGUUCUCCCGGCCCGUGCGCCAGGGCUCCGUGGAGCCUGAGAGCGACUGUUCCCAGACCGUGUCCCCAGAUACCCUGUGCUCUAGUCUGUGCAGCCUGGAGGAUGGCUUGCUGGGCUCCCCAGCCAGGAUGGCCUCCCAGAUGUUGGGUGAAGAGCUGCUCCUUGCCAGACUGCCCCCCAGCCGGGAAAGUGCCUUCCGCAGCCUGGGCCCUUUGGAGGCCCAGGACUCACUUUACAGUUCACCGCUCACGGAAUCCUGCCUUUCCCCUACCGACGAGGAGGAGCCUGAUUCGUGCAAGGACUGCCAGCUGCUCUGCCCGCUGCCUGGCAGCAGCUGGGAAAGGCAGCAGCAAGUCUCUGAUGUGGCCUCCUCUGGGGUCGUAUCCUUAGAUGAGGAUGAGGUGGAGCCCGAGGACCAGUGAUCCAGACAUGCCCGGUGGUGGCAUGUUUCCCCUGGCUGCUGCCCGGGGCAGAGCCUCUGCUGCCAAAGUGUGGGCUCUGGAGCUCCGAGGGCUUCUAGGAGCGCUCACUUCUCCAUUGUGUGUUUUGCAUGAAAGUGUUUGGAGAGGAGGCAGAGGCCAGGCUAGGGGCGCAUGUACUGCUUCCACUCUUGGGGGUUUGCCGGGGCUUGCCCGGGACCCCUGGGGCAUGGCUACAGCUGUGGCAGACAGUGACGUUCAUGUUUCUUGAAUCCAAAAUGCCACAUUUCCUCCUGGGAUGUGAACCUGCGCUGGGAGGGUGGGAAUGGAGGAAGCCUGGCCAUCUCCUCCACCCUUCCUCGUGCCCCUUCUCCUCCGCUUCUCUCUUCACCCAAGUCCACGUGCAGUGCUUGACUGAACCGCCUCCCCCUGUGGGGCUGGCUCGUGGCCUCCUGGAGUCUACGGAUUGAGCCGUCCCCUAAGGGUCCCCUUACCCACCUGGGCCCCGCUGUGCUUCACCUUGCCAUUGUCUCUAAACCUUUUUUUUCCCUAAAGACAGGGGGUUUCUGGUCUGUUCUUUGAGCCGAUCUUCUCUGGGAGGCACUGGAAUGACGAAAGGGUGUGUCCUCCCCCUCUCCUAGGCCCCUCCCUCCCCUCAGCCCUGGCCCUCUCCCUGCAUGGCAAGGUCCUGUGGGCACAGACAGAGUUCUCAGUAGGGUGGAACUGGACAAAGGAAUGGGUCUGGCUGUUAGAGCGGGGAGUGCCACAAGGGGGCCACCUGGGUAGCCAGGAGAUCUGUGCCAAUGAAUGGACAGUCCUGAGGGAGUGGCUAUCCUUGGGAAAGAGGGCAGUGGUUUUUCUUGGCUGAAAGAAAGGAAGGUUGUAGCCACAGGGUUAGGGGCCUGAUCCAGGCAGGGUGUUGCAGAUGAGGCAGCAGGGGCCUCUGGCAGAUCCUACUAUAUUGCUGGGACGCUGGGGUUGAUAGGUGGCUGUGGACUGAAGUCUCAGGCUUGGGCAGGUAAGAGGAUCCAAGAGGAAAACAUGAGCCAACAGCACAAGUGUUCUAUACAUGAGUGGCUAAUUAGGUGUUUACUUUAUUCUAUUUAUUGUUUUAUUAAAUUAAUAUAAAAAUCUUUGUAAAUUUCUA
Messenger RNA from Alexandromys fortis (reed vole), 3823 nucleotides. RefSeq names its product family with sequence similarity 131 member A (gene Fam131a). The transcript has 7 exons. Lineage: Eukaryota; Metazoa; Chordata; Mammalia; Rodentia; Cricetidae. The coding region runs from base 1798 to 2679 and encodes 293 amino acids. The record is from RefSeq and is a predicted model, not a curated record.